Brassica rapa (field mustard) is the source of this 5791-nucleotide messenger RNA. RefSeq lists its product as uncharacterized. Gene Ontology annotation, biological process: signal transduction. The record is from RefSeq and is a predicted model, not a curated record. Lineage: Eukaryota; Viridiplantae; Streptophyta; Magnoliopsida; Brassicales; Brassicaceae.
UUUCAUAUAAUCUAAAUGGAAAAAAUAAUUUAACUAAAUAUUAUCAAAAUAAAGAUAAUUUCAUUGUGAAUAUAAAAUCAUUAAUAAAUUAUUUAGUUUGUACUAUAUAAAAUGUAUAUAUAGAUAGAUUAUUAAUUUAUAAUUUUAGUGGAACAAUAUAUUUAUAUAGGACAUUAUAAAAAUAAUUAUCUUAUUAUUUUAUCGAUUUGUAUCAUAUUUUAAACCGGCCGAAUUUUGGGAUCGAGAAAAUUUAUUAAUUUUUAGUAUUCAUUAAUUUAUCGAAUGUGAAUUUAUAGAAUUUCUAAUAUAAAACUUGCAUCUGCGACUUAUUUUCAGUUUAGCUUAGUUAUGAUUGUGUUUUACACAUGCUAUCAGCUUUUAAAAAAAAAAUUGUGCCUUACGUAGCAUUCAGGGAGCAACUGCUUAAGGAUUUUGCUUUUAGAGUGGUGACCGUUUCAAAGGACGUUUUAGCUCUCCCUUUCUCUGAUGGUUUAAAACAAAAGAAAAUUAAUUAGAAUAAGUAUAUACGUCUUUGAAGGUUUUUUUCGUCAAACUAUAUGAGAGAAGACAAAAGAAUACUUGCAAGUCAAAGAGAAAAAUUGUUUCAAAGAUAUACGAUUACCAAUUCUUUUCUCGAAGUGCAAAUGUAAGGAAAUGAACGUUGAAUUAUUCCUUGAAUACCAGCGUGAGAACAACAAAUAUUCUGCAAUAUAUAUUAUUAACAAACCAUAGCGAAAACCAUUAUAAAUAAAGACACCCACAUGUAUCUAUUUCUUGCUCUUUUUGCGAUCUAGUACUAUUUUUCAAAGGAACUAAAAGAGAACAAAUUCUUCAUCUCUAAAUCAGUCUUUCCAUUGAUCCAAUUAAUUUUAUUUGUUUCUCGUCGGUUCAAAAUUGCUAGAUGCAACGUUUGGUAGCAUCUUGUUCAAAACUCGCAAACACAAGAUACGUAAGAAACCCAUCCCUACCUAACCCAAACCUGUGUGAUGUUUUCAUCAGUCAUCGCAAGAUCGACACCAAGAAGACAAUUUCAGGUCUAUUACAUGAUCAUUUCACUAGACUACAUUUAAAUUCUUUUCUGGAUAGCAAGAGUUUAAAGCCUGGGGAUAGACUUCUCUUUGAGGUCAAUGCAGCGAUAAGAGAAUGCAGUGUUGGUAUCGCGGUUUUCUCUCCUCGUUACUGCGACUCUUACUUCUGUCUCCAUGAACUCAUGAGGCUCAUGGAGAACAAGAAGAGAAUCAUCCCAAUCUUUUGCAAUGUCAAGCCAUCGGAACUCUGCGUUAAGGAUGACCGCACACGUCCGGCUGCCGAGAUCCGGAGGCUUCAAUUGGCUCUCGAGGAAGCAAAGUACACCGUAGGACUCACGUUUGACACAUCUAAUGGAGACUGGUCAGAGUUCUUGACUAUGGCAUCGGAUGCAGUCAUCGAUAAUUUGUUAGAUGUUGAACAGGGGAGACUAAGGAGCAUCAACCCCCACGUACAAGAACAUAUCUGCGUAGGUCAAUCAAUACAACAAUCAAUAAUAAAGCGUGUCUUAUCUUCCUUUUAUUAAUUUAAUGUAAUUUAAUUUAAUUUAAUUUGAUAAUUAGUUAGUUUUUUUAUGGAUUUUUCUAAGAAUGUAAAUAUCAUGCAAAAUGAAAAUGUUCAGAUAUAUAAGUUAUCUGGAAAGGUAUCAACUUGGCGAAAAAGAUUUUAAAAAAACGAGGAGAAACAAUUAAGAUUUGCAGUUUUUUUUUGUAAAAAAUGUUAAGUAUUAUCACCAGAUUUCAGUUUGAGACAUGGAUUACAAAGUUCACAUGUAGCAGAAUAACAGAAAUAAAACUAAACAAAAGAACCUAAUAACGAUUAUAGAACAAACGAAAAAACUAGAGAAAGGGAUUAGAACCAGACAGCACCAAAGCGAUGAUGGACCAGAAGAGAAGACAUGAACGGAGUGAGCUAACAGUUGCCAUGAGCCACCGGAAGGAAAUGCGCCCUCAAACCUUGAAACACACCGUUCCUACAACUUCUGAUUCACCCACAACCCACCACCUUCACAAAGAAUCACAUCUCGAACCUGCUUGUACACCCAAGAGGAACCACACCAGCAGCAUGAUAAAGGGGUAUUUCCAUGGGUUUGCCUUGGUAUCGUGUUCAUACUGUUGUAUUGAAUGAUCCCGGUCGUUGAGGAGAGAGCUACAACCGACGAUGCCCUCACCCUCGUUCGGAGAGAGAAGACUGAAGAUUGCUGCCUCCAACCUUCCUACCCGGGACCAUUACAUCCAUUUAACCGAGUGCUCAUAUAGAACAGCCAGAUAGGAAGAGCGCACCCCCUCCGGAGAAGCGCCUUCGAGUAGACAAGAAAGUCGAGAGCACCAGUGAAGCUUAUCCUUCACCACAAAACCAGAGCACUUCCAGCUUAGACCAGACCGCACUAAGGUUCACAGGAGAAAGAGACAGCGAUACGGAGAGCCACACCGCCGAGCACACACAAAACUUUGAGCAGCAGCCAACACCGAACACGCCAAGACGCACCUGCAGUUGACUAACCUAGACGCGCUGCCACCGAAGACCGAAGAGAGAGAGAGAAAUCCACUCACCAACACACUUCACGCGCCACCACCAGAGAUCAUCGGAAGAACACAAAUAUGGAUGAGAGACCUUAGAUCCACGGACCCAGACCCCUAAACUGCUGAGAAAUCCGACUCCAGCCACACCGAGAGGAUGACGAAACCGAAACAGGUUACUCGGAUCCUCAUGCGCCAAUCAAUUGUUUUUCUUCUCCAUUCUUUUCAUGUCUUAUGAUCUUAUCUGUUAUCCUCUCGUAUUCUUUAUCUGCGUUUUGUGGUCGUGGUGAUCUAUUUUGGUCAUUCUUGGGUCAGAUCUUGUAGCUGACAAGCAUAUCCGAUGAUUUUCGAUGAGUACUACGUCGGUGUGGCACUUUGUGUUUGUCUACUUGGGUUUUCUAUAUGGAUUUUGACCAGAGUUUUUAAGAGUUUCUGGUGGAUUGAUGGUAUUCUCGUUAAGUUCCGGAUCCUUGUGGAGUGACGGUUUUGGUGUUUUGUUGGUUUGAUUAACCUCCUCGACGUUUCGGUAGCAUGUUGUUUUCUCUUUUUGUUAAUAAGUUAUUGGCCACUGUUAGGGUAUAAUAGGUCAGAAUUGGUGGGAAUUAUCUUAUAGAAACAGAUUCAACCUUCUCAAGCCGCUAUUGUGGAUUAAAAAAAAAGAGCUAGUUUCAAGGAUCUGAACUUAUGUUUUUACAAUUUGGCCUCUAGUGUAAACUACCGAGUUAUUGUAGUUGAUCACCGAACUAUUCGACGGAAAGAACGAGUCAACAAAGAGGAUGAUGUGGGCUGAUAAAUAGAGGAUGAAGAGAAUUCGACUUGAGACUAAUCGUAUUUGUAAAAUAAUAAGUUUAUAUGAGUUUAUAUGACUAACUAUGAGUUUAAACAAGUUUUUUAGAAACAAUGUUUUAGCAACAUGUUUGUUUUAUGACUUUGGUAAAGUAGAAUUUGGUUUAGUAAAAUCUUUUUAUGGAUUAAGUAAUGGUAGUUGGUAACAAAAAGAUUUAUUAUCAUCACUCAUAUAUUUUACUUCAUAUAGAUAAAUGCUAGAGGUUAUUCUUCAUAAAGAAGAUGGAUUAGACAAAGCAUGUACUUUCUUUGGUUUAAAGUGAAAUCAGAAACCAAGACAUGAUGAUAUAUGAUCUUUUUUUUUUUUUAAAGACUAUUCUAUGAUUUGGGUAAUUAACCAAACCAGAACAGAACAAACAAAAUACAUAAAACCUUAUAAAAAUAUAUAGCAGCUUUAGCUAAAGAAUCUGCCGUCAAAUUAUCAGCUCGAGUCCAAUUGUGGCGUUCUGGAAUUCAGUGAUGCUAUCUCCUUAUGUUAUGUCAAUAAAUUGUGUCAUGGUCUUGGAUUCUCAAUCAUCCUUAUGAAAAUCUUGAUAAUUUGUUUCAAAGUGUUUUUUUUUUUGAACUUUAAUUGUUUCUUUAUUGUUUCAAAGUGUUGGCAUGUUGAUUAAUGGAGCAUACAUUUUACUGCCAAUUUUAGAGCUUCACGUUCUGCGUGUAGUGGAGACAUUCUUUUCCUUUGGAUUAUGGUUUCCAUAAGCUGCAUUUUCCCCAAUUCGUCUCACCAAACCCAAACCACAACCAUUAAAAUGAGAAUUAUGACGCUAAGAGCCAUCAAUCAUACGCAUAUACUUUGAAAGCAUACUGCUUUUAUUGGUCGAGGAUCUUGUUGAAUGUCAGAUCUAUCUUCCUCAGUAUUUGCCUCAUGCCAGACUCUACAUUCUCCCUCAGCAUGUCUAACAGUCUCCAAUAGAGUUCUGUUAAUCCUUCUAAAUUGAUUUUCAUUUCGAGCUUUCCAAAUGAACCAAAUCCAUGGGUAUGGAUAAAUGUCUUGUUCUAUGUCUUCAUUGUCUCUUUUCUUUCCAAAAAAUAAUAAUCUAUAUUAAUGUAAACAUGUGACUCAGGAAAAACCCUCUAAGCGAAGAAGAUGUAGACGAUAAUGCCAAAUUUGAAAAACUGGAGGCAUUCGAAUAUCGUAUGCGUAUGGUUUAUAUAUUCUGUAGCUCCACAUGUAGGACAGAUCACAUGGCUAUGAUCUUUAAUAUAUCUUAAAGUAAUAGUAAACCAUGAAUUAUUUCUUAUAUAAUUAAGCGUUAAAAAGAAAAUUAUGAGGUGUUUUUGCUACAUAACUAAGUCCCAUAUUCUUAAUUUUUUAAGCCUCAAGUCACUCACGCAUUAUGGCUUUGUGGAUUUUCUUCGUAUGUGUCCUCUCUCUUAGGUUAGUAGAAUUUCUGAUGUUGAGGAUCCACUAACUUCGUAAAAAACAAAACUCAAAACUUAGAUUGAAAUGGCUGUGAUACCAGAUUUACAAACACGUGAUUGAUCCAACCACAAAUGAGAUUUUUAGGCUCAAAUGUAUAUUUUAAAUCAUGUGUUUAAGGAUUCUCAAAAGAUAUAAAUAAGGAUUCAAGAGAAUACUUUUAUAACUAAAUUGGUUACUCCCUGCAGCAAGAUCGGAGAAACAAGUUCAAAUUCAAGUUUUCCUCUCAACUAUAUAACACUUACUGAGGAAGAAGGUUGUGGGAAAUGAAUGGAUCGAAAUCAACUACCUUCAGUACUGGAGCCGUCUAUAAAGCGAUCAAACACCACAACCCGCUUGUAGACUGGAGCAAGACAGUCUGGUGCCCGAGAGGAACCCCUAACCAUAGGUUCUUGCAAUUCCUCCUCAACUGCUGUCCGGCUAGAGAUCGCCUGCUGUCUUGGGGUCUAAACACUCCCUCUACAUGCCUCUUGUGCAACUCUUCUGAUGAAAGCCGAAGCCACCUCUUCUUCGAAUGUGUUUACUCUUCGCAAGUCUGGCACAACAUUGGAAAUCGAUCAGGACUAACCAUCUCCUCAUCAUGGGACCAAACUCUCACCGCUCUUCAUCAUCUAUCAGGGCCGUGACAUGCAAAGCUCCUCCCUCUCUUCGCGUGGCAGAGCACUAUCUACUACAUCUGGUCAGAACGAAAUGCUUGGAUGCAUAGGAAAACGUAUCGUCCACCGGAUUCCAUCUCCAACAUCAGGUCCAAAAUAGUUGAGAUCAGAACGAGCUCCCCGCGACUUUCCUCCUACAUAUUCCAAUUGUGGCAUCGGUGAUCCUCUCGAUGGUGAUCUUCACCGUUCCAGUUUUCUUCCUACUUGGGUCUAUCAAUUUGAGCUUUUAAUAUUGUGGUUAAAUUAGUGGAGCUAUAGGUUAUGGGUUUGUAUUAAUGGGCAACGCCCACAAAACUAUCUGGUUAGGCAGAAGCUUUUUGUAU